UUCUAAACCAAAAGGCUUUGCAUUAAGUAUUCCAUGUUGAAGCAAUGCUUUGCUUACAACAAAACCCCCCCGUGUUUCUUCAUAUCCUUGUUGCACCAAGCACCUAAACAUUGUGGCCUCCGGGUGUUACCCCAUUUCAUUUCUGACGCACUUACCUUUUGUUUAGUGUGUCCUAACUGGUAGAGCAGUAGAGAUGCUAUUCAAAUGAGAUUAGAUUACAUGUGACUCACAUUUCAAACAACACAAUGGAGUCUUAGUCUCAACAACAGCCAUCUGUUCUUUGAGCAUAAAAGGGAUUUUUUUUAUUUUUAAUAGGUAAGUGGCCAAGUAGGAGGGAAUAGCAACACAACCAUGUGUCGUAUUGUUUAGUGUGCCACUGUAGCUACAUGAAAUGUAAGACUGAAAUAGGGCUGUAGGGAGAUUUCCUAUCUAAAGCUCCCAAAAACUCCAGUCCUAAUGUUUAGUAACCAGUUCUUUGUCCUGCCCAUAUGAUCAAAACAUGUUUAUGUAAUUUCACUUAUGACAGGAUUGCAGCACUUGUGACACGAAGUUGAAAUACAUGAGAAGUGUGGCAGGAAAUGUGAUGCUCGGCACUCGUGUGUCAACACCGAUGUCAUGAGCUGGGAACUUCCUCUCAACGGCAGUGGUCAAUCAGAAAUGUGGUCGCAUCAUGUGGCUUAUGGUAUUUAGGAUUUCACUGCAUGAUGAUAGAGGCCCAGAGACAGGUUUCAACCCUCAUCAGCUGUUCUGGGUUCUAUUCUUAAAAGUAAACAACUAACCUAUUAGUUCCCAAAUUGUAAAAAAGUAUUAUUAUGUCAUUCUAUAUACAAUUCAUAACUAUAAACUAUAAACAAAGGCAUUAAAUAAACAGGAUGUGAGUGUGUUGGAAAAGCAGGGAGCCAUCCAUCUGUAUCCUCUUAUCCUAUUCAGGGUCGCAGGGGGGCUGACGCUGAUCCCUGCUGACAUUGGGCGAAGGCGGAGUACACCCUGGACAGGUCAGCAGAACCAGGUACAAUUUAAAAACCUGGCACUUAAACAUUUCUGAUAUACUGUAUAUUUUCAAUAUAUUGUGUUUAUUUUGAAUUCAUAAAUCUUUCCUGAACUAAUGGUUUCUCUUUCGAUUCAGCACACAGUGUGACAGCUCAUCUCAUGACACCCAUGAUUCAGAUAAUGUGGCUUGGGUUUGUUUAAGGGGAAGCACUGUGGUUUUGGAACAACCAAACAGUGACUAUUGAAAAUAGUCUGACUCACAUAUCAAUAAAAACUUGACAUAAGUAAAAAAAGAUUGCUGGGUAUUAAAAUAGAUGAGGAGAAAGUACAGGGCAAAAAGUCUAAGAACAGCUUGACAAAACUAAAUAUUAAUAAAUGUAUCCACGACAUAAACCCAAAUGGGAUUGGAAAUCUAAAUGUACUCUUGUCUAGCAAUAUGGUUGCAGCCCAACACAAGUACUGAAUAAACUGUGACAAAUGCAUUUUGAAGAAAUAAUUCAAAAAUACAAUGAUUAUAUAUAUUUUUUAAUGUAAAAAAUCUGUUUUAACAGAAAUAUAAGAACUUAAUCACAACUUCCAGCUAUAUUUGGUUGCAUUUCCUGUGAUGUAUGUGAAUAUCUUUUGAAUUCUUCAGCAAAUCAGAAUAGAGUAUGUGUGAAGCAAACAGGAAAACAGACCUAUGGUUAGAAUGUGAUGGGAGGGGUGUAAAGAAAUACAGCAGUUGUUCCCUGUCUCCUUGUGACAAACGGAUUGCCUCCCACAAAGAAAAGACACCACAAUGGCUGAUCCAAACACAUCUGCUUUUAUUUUAGACUUUGGAUCGAUUUAUGAAGAACUCAACUUUACUUAUAAUUACACGGAGUUCAUCAUAGACCCUGAGACGCAGCCCUGCAACCCCUUCUCCAUCCCAGAUGGAGUGACGGUUGUUGUCAGCAUCUUUUAUAUCCUCAUCUUUCUGUUGGCCAUUCCUGGAAACCUGGUAGUGGGGCUGGUGAUUGGCCUGAGCAAGCAGUCGCUGCCUCCCUCGGACCUCUACCUCCUCCACCUGGCAGUUGCCGACCUCCUGCUGGCCAUUACUCUCCCAUUCUGGGCCACCUCUGUUACGCAGGGUUGGGUGUUCGGAGACGCCAUGUGCAAAAUCAUCACCGUCAUCCAAGAGCUAAGCUUCUACUCUAGCAUUCUCUUCCUGACUUGCAUCAGUAUGGACCGUUACAUGGUGAUUGUGAGAGCGAUGGAAGCACGCAGGGCUAACAGACAGCUAGUCAGCUGGGGAGUUUGUGCUGCUGUCUGGGCUGUUGGAGUACUUCUGUCUCUCCCGGGGCUUUUGAAUUCUUCUUUUCCAUCUCAGAACUCCAGCCAGAUAGUGUGUGGUGAACAGUAUGAUCCCAGCAGUGCUGACGUGUGGCGGCUGGCCACCAGAAUUCUUCGCCACACUUUGGGUUUUUUUAUCCCUUUGGCCAUCAUGCUGCCCUGUUACGGAGUAACCAUCCGGCGCCUCCUUCACAUCCGUGGGGGGUUUCAGCGCCAACGAGCCAUGAGAGUGAUUGUGUUCGUGGUCGUCGCCUUCCUGCUUUGUUGGAUGCCGUACCACUUCGCAGUGAUGGCAGACACGUUCUUCAGGGCAAAGAUAGUGCCGUACAAGUGCCCGGCAAGGAUGGCGGUGGAUCAGGCCAUGUUUGCCACCCAGAGUCUGGGGCUGCUUCACAGCUGUGUCAACCCGGUGCUGUAUGCUUUUGUGGGGGAGAAGUUCAGGAAGAACCUGUUGCAGAUGAUGAGGAAGAUGGGCGUCCUGGAGAGAACGUCUGUUUCUAGAACCAGCAGGUCUUCAGUGUCAUCAGAAAUCACCUCCACGGUCAUGUGAGAGCACUAAAGAGACACUUUGAACUAUUCACAUAAAUGAAUCACAUCAGUGUAUUUACUGCAUUAUCUCAUGUGCUGGACAACAAAGUAGUUUUGAUACUUAUCUGCAUUUAUAUCACAGCUCAUAUUUGAUGGAUUUUCAGAUCUUUUUUUUUUACAAAAUUUGUCUAUAGUUGAUUUGAACAUUUCACCAAAUUUGUAAAUAUCUUUUCAUGCUUUGCUCAAUUAGGUCUUGACUUUUUGUAAAGUACCCAUAUGUGCCAGUCUGAUGUAUGUCUCACAUUCCCAUUUUUAAUUGUGUGUUUUUCUUUUUAUAUUGGAGGGAGCCUGAGAGCUAAGAUUGUCAUUGCUGACAAAUGUUUCUCUGUAAUUGUUUCAUAUGACAAUAAAGAACAUAAAACUUGGUAGCAGGUCAAUGUUGUUUAAAGUUAAGCUGUAAACAUUUGCAUCUUUUGUGGGUCACCAUUUAAAUCCCUCUCUUUCCUCAGUCAUGUCUAGUUCUGAGGAAACUGUAGGAAACAUGUUUGUUAAGUUUCAGUUUCAAGUGUGACUAUAUUUCAACAGGUCAAAAAUUUUAGUUAAGACACUUCAGCAUUAGAUGGUGAAAUAUCUGACCAAUGUCAUUUUUGUUUUUAUAAGUAUAGCAUAUGAAUGUGAAUUAUCAAAAUGAUUUUCUAUGAUUCCAGUUUCCCAACCAAUACCAGUGUCCUUUGAAAGGCUAUUACUCCCAGCUCAAAGUGCACUGCAUCGAGUGCAGCAGAAACCUAAACUAUCCUGUACAGUGCUGUAUAACUUCAUAUACAUUUUUUUAUAGUAAUGUAUUUACAUUUUUGUAAGUCUGUUUAAGUUUUAUGUAUAUUUAGCUGAAGACAGCAGGUUGUCAUUCACAUGCCACCCAACUUUCAAUCUGUAUAUAGUUGCAAUCAUUAUUAAAGUUUUAUAAACAUG
Molecule: messenger RNA, 3798 nt
Organism: Sebastes umbrosus (honeycomb rockfish)
Lineage: Eukaryota; Metazoa; Chordata; Actinopteri; Perciformes; Sebastidae
Product: C-X-C chemokine receptor type 1-like
Exons: 2
Coding region: 1769-2851 (360 amino acids)
Biological process (GO): immune response; neutrophil chemotaxis; G protein-coupled receptor signaling pathway
Cellular component (GO): membrane
Molecular function (GO): C-X-C chemokine receptor activity
Source: RefSeq, a predicted model, not a curated record